This is a messenger RNA of Sardina pilchardus (European sardine), 3533 nucleotides long. It is a transcript of the gene tti1, whose product is annotated as TELO2 interacting protein 1. Gene Ontology annotation, biological process: chromatin remodeling. The transcript has 8 exons. The record is from RefSeq and is a predicted model, not a curated record. NCBI's taxonomy places the organism in Eukaryota, Metazoa, Chordata, Actinopteri, Clupeiformes, Clupeidae. Gene Ontology annotation, cellular component: cytoplasm. The coding region runs from base 172 to 3366 and encodes 1064 amino acids.
UGUUGAGGUGUUCGAGGCGCACUGAGCAAGCCAGUCCUCAGUCGUAACGUUAUGGAGUUUUGUCAUCAUCAGACUUAUCGUUAGACUACUAUAAUUAGUCCGAUCAGUUUAUAUGGAUUUUCAAUCGAGUUAAUUCUGAUCUGAAUCAUCUAUACAGCAUUUCUCCUGAAGAUGGCACAAAUAGACAAUCCCAAAGAGGCCUUUGCUUUCCUUCGCCCAAGCUGUGUGAUUUUGACUCGAGAGCCUACAGUUGCAAAUGUAGAGGUUUUAAACAACUGUCUGCAUACCGUCAGUGAUGGAGCCUUGCAGCAACUUCAGGAUUAUGUUCUCUUCCCACUACGUUUUGUCCUUAAAAUUCCUGGACCUAAACAGGAGGGUCUUGUCCUCGCUGUGAUGGACACGAUGCAUUAUGUCUUGGAGAAGACUUCUGUGAGGAAUUGGGAGUCACUUUACAGCAUCUUCUCAGAGUUAUGCAUGUGUAUUUCUUGCCCAAAUGAUCCAGGGAUGGCAAGUUCAGCCUCAGAAGAAUUGAAGUUAUCGGUUUUAAAGUGUCUUGAUGUACUCCUACAUGCUGCCUAUGGGGAUGUGGUGUUUAGGCUGUAUGAGCCUUCCAUGCUGCCCACUCUUGGUGCAGCCAUUUCCUUGAUUUUGUCUCUGAUUGGAGGGGAGCGGGCUCGUGAAGUACAGAUAGCUGCACUGAAUUGUCUACAGGCUUUCAUUUUCCAGUGCGACUGUCUUCAAGAUCAUGUGAUUCCGAACGUGGAGGAGAGAUACGCACUUGGAAAUGCACUGGCCUCAUUUUUGCCGGGAGUCACACAGACAUUGAGUCAGGUUAUUUGUCACAAUGUGGCGCGAGGCCAUGUUGUUGUCAUGAGGGCUCUUAGGGUACUGUACAAAAUGUUGAGUGUUGUAAUGGAUGAUGAACAGCUUCUCAACAAGGAAACAGUUAAAGUACUAAUCCACAAUGAAACGUUCAAUGGACUGGCUAUUGACAGAAGUGCUAAUUGGACCAAGAAUACAUCUCAAAGACUUUCUGUGGCUUUACAGAAGAUCAUCUCUUGCACUUCAGCCCAUCAGCAUUGGAGAGUGAGGUUAGAAUUGGUGAGCUUGUCUGAAUGUCUCCUAACCAAGUGUUCAAAGUCCCUAGAAGAGUGCUCAGGAUCCCUUAUUGGGGCUUUAGUUGGGGCUGUCAAUGAUGACGAUGCUUCUGUUAGGGAGAAAUCCAGUACGGUCUUGAAAGAUUUAAGUAGUCAAGCCACAAAAUGCCAGGCCUUUACUGAUAUCCUUUCAGAAAACCUUCAUGUUUUGUCAUCUUCCUUGCCACAGCUAAUGCGCACUUCAGAUGAUCACCGUAAGUUUUUUGUCCUUAGUAUGUUUUUGGGUUAUAUGAAAGUCCUGGGGCCACAAGUGGAGGUUGUGUUGAAUUCAGCUGUCCAUCUGAAGCGCAUUUCCAAAGCCAUGAUGCAUGUUUUAGAAAUGGAUAUGACAGAUGUGAGGAUGGUGGAAGAAAGAAGCUUGCCAAUUUUGAUUCCAGAUGGGUCAAAUGCACAGAGACAGAGUCACGUCUUAAAAACACACUUCCUUUACUUCACAGAUGACAGGAUAUAUUUAGUGCUCAGAGAAAUCUGUCAGAUGUUGGGUCAUUAUGGAAACCUCCACCUUCUUGUGGAUCACUUCAUGGACCUUUAUCGAGAGUCCUCAGCAUACAGGAAACAAUCCAUUUGGGUGCUAAAUGAGGUCCUUGCAGGUGCUGCUGGUCUCGAUGUGGAGGACGAUCAGAGUCCAAGGCCUGCAAGCCACUUGGACUUGAAAUCAGUUAUAUCUCUUGUGAUUGAGGAGUACAUAAGUGCAGACAACUGGCACUUGCCCACCAGUUAUGAGCAAUCUAUACAUUCAGACCAAGAAAACCAUGCUCAGUCCCACUUAUUAGCCAUAUCCAAAAAUCCUAAUGAGGUUUCCAUGGCAACAGUCGGAGAUGUGAAGCAUCUGAACAGUAAUAUAUGGCAGAUAUGCCUUCAGCUGGAAGGGAUUGGAAUUUUUUCCAGAGUACUUGGCCUUAACUUCCGUCCGUUGUUGAUGAUGGUUCUGUAUUCUGUGCUGGAGAAGGUAGGGGACAAGUCUUCGCUUGUUAGCCAAUCAGCGGUUUGCACCAUGUUCGAUAUAUGUCAAGCUUGUGGGUACGUCUCACCCAGUGAACUGAUCAACAGUAAUGCAGAUUAUCUUCUAAAUGACAUUUCACUUAACCUUGGGAGGCCUAGUUCCCAACCACAUGCCCCGAGGGUAUUUGCUGCCAUGGUAACCCAUUCAGAUGAUACCCUGUUACCUUUAGUAGUGGAUGUUGUGCAAGAUGUGUUGACGUCUCUGGACCUUAACCAUGACCAGCGGGCUUCAGAGGUUUGUGAGGUACUCCACUCCGUCUUGAAGGCAAUAGUGGCAUUGGGAUUCAGCAGCAAGAAGCAACCAAAUUCACUGGAGACGAAGUCCGAGGAUUUUUUGGAUGCCAGAAAGUUUCUACUGGAUUACAGUAUACUGGUGAAGCAGGCUGAAGGGAUCAUAACCAGUCAGGAAGAUGAAGAUGACCAAGGCAUUUCAUCAGUAACUGAAGAAGACCAUGCAGAAAGCAUAGAUCCAGAUGGUGUCGGCAUGGACACUGCCUUGCCCCCCCAUAUCACCAUAGCCAAAGACGUGAUGGAGCGCUGCAUCCAUCUUCUGUCCAUGUCCAGCCCCAGACUCCGGCUCAAGGUCCUGCACAUGCUGAAGCUGUGUGUAAAUGUGAUGUGUGAAUUUAAGGACCACUUGUUUCCCAUGGUCCAUUGCUGCUGGCCAGUACUACAGCAGCGUCUCAAUGAUGAAGAUCCUUUCAUCAUACCCCAAGCAUUUAAGCUUCUUUGUACUAUGGGAGAAGUAUGUACUGAUUUCUUGAAGAAGAGAGCAUCGAAAACAGUGAUACCAAAAAUAGCCGCCUACCUAUCAAAGCAAGCACAGACUACUGCUAAGGCUGGACCUAAUUACACUCAAAGUGUCAAUUACAAGCUCCAGUUGGCUUACCUCCAGGGACUUGGCCCUUUGUGUGUCUCCCUAGAUCUUGAUGAAUCGGAUGUAGAAAUGGUGUCAGAAGCCUGCUUACCAUACCUCAGUGUUCAACAGCCACCCAAACUGCAAGAAUCCUGUUGUAGUGUGUUCCAAUGUUUGAUCAACAAGGACCCAGAUGUCAUUUGGUUUACGCUUUGUGAGCAGUUUUGCCCAUAUGCAUACCAGCCACUCCAUAGAGACUUAAUGCCGGUUAAACUUUGUGGAAUGGGUCGGCAGGACAAUGAAUAUACACACAAUAUAGUGAAAUUACUGACAGACUACAGUAAACAUUAGAACCAACCAGAAUUGUGUGUUGGAUUGUACAAUUGUAUUUCUGUAAAUAGUAUAUCUGUUAAGGUAAGAUGUGGUUUUGUGAAAUUAAAUGUUAAAUCAGUAACUCUUAAAAACAUUAAAAAUGCCCACUCAUCUUAUGGCAAAUAAAUAAAAAACUUGCACCAUUA